UAGAAGCUGCCGGUCGGGCCCCGCGGAAAUGGGCGAGCAUAAUCUCCUGAAUCCCGGGUUUGUGGGGCCGCUGGUGAACAUCCACACGGGAGACACGUUCUACUUCCCCAACUUCCGCGCGUCCGGGGCGCAGCUGCCGGGGCUGCCUUCGCUGUCCUACCCGCGCCGCGACAACGUGUGCUCGCUGCCCUGGCCGUCGGCGGAGCCCUGCAAUGGCUACCCGCAGCCCUAUCUCGGCAGCCCGGUGUCGCUCAACCCGCCCUUCGGCCGCACGUGCGAGCUGGCGCGAGUGGAGGACAGCAAGGGUUACUACCGCGAGCCGUGCGCCGAGGGCGGCGGGGGCCUGAAGCGUGAGGAGCGCGGGCGCGAGCCGGGCCCGGGAGUCGCGCCGGGGGCAGCGCUGCUGCCGCUGGAGCCGUCGGGGCCGCCCGCGCUCAGUUUCAAGUACGACUACGCGGCAGGCGGCGGCGACGGUGGCGCGGGACCCCCGCACGACCCGCCCUCGUGCCAGUCACUGGAAUCCGACUCCAGUUCGUCCCUGCUCAACGAGGGCAACAAGGGCGCCGGCGCGGGCGACCCGGGCAGCUUGGUGUCGCCUUUAAACCCCGGCGGCGGGCUCUCGGCCAGCGGCGCGCCCUGGUACCCGAUCCACAGCCGCUCCCGGAAGAAGCGCAAGCCCUAUUCGAAGUUGCAGCUGGCGGAGCUGGAGGGGGAGUUUCUGGUGAACGAGUUCAUCACGCGGCAGCGUCGGAGGGAACUCUCAGACCGCUUGAAUCUUAGUGACCAGCAGGUCAAGAUCUGGUUUCAGAACCGGAGAAUGAAAAAGAAAAGACUUCUGUUGAGGGAGCAAGCUCUCUCCUUCUUUUAGGGGGCAAGACACGGGCACCGGCACCGGACUGAGCCUGUCUCUGGCAGAGAGUAAGAGGGGGCGCUGCCUGGGACACAGUCCCCGCUUAGAACGCCAGGCAUCUCUGGCAGGCGCUCCCUGGACAUCCUCUUGUCUGUUUUGUUUGUGGUUUUCUCCCACACACCCCCCCCAACAGGCUCUGCCAGGUCCCAGAGAGAAGGGAAGAACCCAGCCAGGGAGGGAGGUGCUGCAGGCAAGGGAUAGGCACAGGGAAGGCUGAGGUGCUGGGGAGGAGCUGGUUUGCAGUGGGACUGGGGCAUUUGGCCUCAGGCUGAGGAUCUGGAGGAAAGGUAACCCAGGCGUUCCCCCCACCACCACUUUCCUUCCAUGGUCUUAAGUCAGUCAGCCUGCUGUAGGCAAAAGUGGGGACAAUGGAACCAAGGCUCCUCAAACUCCCAGUAGUUGGGAUUAGGAGAGGAGGGAGCAAGAGUGGAGGAUCGGUGGAGAGAUUGGAAAGGGUUAGGGUAGCUCUGGAAGGGCAGGAGGAAGUGUGGGAACCUAAGAGGAAGUGCAGUUUGGGAGACCAGAGUGAUCAGUAAUGCUCAAGUCCACUGGGGUCUGGUCCUCUAGGCCUGGACACCGAGCAGACGGAGGUACAGGCGUUUGGCGGACCUGACUGCGGACAGGGCGAUCAUCAGCCUUAUGUCCCCUCUAGGGCAGCCUGCCCGAAAAGUCUCCUGGUUCCCUUUCCCGAAGGCCCUGUCCGCCCAUUCGCUCACAGGUGUGUUGCCAUCCACUCUUCCCGCCGCCUAGGCGGCUGCGGACCGGAAGCCGCAAGCACGGGACUGCGAGCUGAGCGGAUGCAGCUCAGGUUUAGUAGCCACCCCAGGGACCCCCCACCUGGCCCUCCAGGAAGCCCAAGAGGCUGUGAAAGAGGCUGUGAAGCCCAGUAUUGAUUGACCGGGAGAGUUUCUGGCAGCCGCGGCUACCGCUGCUGAUUCUCCCUACCCCGCUGGCGUUCACGGUCACGGCCGGCCACAGGCUGGACCGGCAUUAUUUACGAGGCAGGAGGAGAAUCUGCCCCUAAAGGGGCUACCGGCCGCGGAGGCCCCUGCUCAGCCCGGGUUUCCCAGGCUGGUGACAAUGAAGGAGGGGGGCGCUGCUGCCCCCCACACAACCCCUUUCUCUCUUUUACCCACCCCACUCCAAACGCCCCCCAACGUGGCCCUUUGUCUCAGGAUCUGCUGCCUCCGCCUCCCCCUGGCCGGCGAGCCGCCGAGUACAAGGACCAGAGCAGAAGGAGGGGCACAUCCCCAGAACCGCUUGGAAGCCAGAGUGGCUUCUUCAGCCCAGGGCCUUUCAUUCAUAGCCCCCUUCAGGCCCCAGCCCCAGCCCAAUAGAUCUAGGCUGGCUUAGGAGAGAGGCAGUGAAGAAGCCCCACCACACUUUCCUGCACUCCGUUUUUAUCCCUCUUGGUGAGAGUCCCUCGACCUCCCCAUCUGCUGACCCACCCUUGCCAGGAGUAAGAAGGUGAGAAGAGGGGCCUGAUGGGAGUUAAGCCCAGCACGCACAGUGUGAACUGGUCUGCUAGCUUGGUGUUCUUCCUGCCUGGGAAGAGUCUCCCCUAACCCACCCUCGAAUGGCAAUCCACAGAGCCUCCCACUCUCCCACCAGCACACAGCUUCAAGUCCCU
Molecule: messenger RNA, 2540 nt
Organism: Zalophus californianus (California sea lion)
Lineage: Eukaryota; Metazoa; Chordata; Mammalia; Carnivora; Otariidae
Gene: HOXC12
Product: homeobox C12
Exons: 2
Coding region: 29-868 (279 amino acids)
Biological process (GO): regulation of DNA-templated transcription
Molecular function (GO): DNA-binding transcription factor activity, RNA polymerase II-specific; sequence-specific double-stranded DNA binding
Source: RefSeq, a predicted model, not a curated record